UUUCCCAUACUAAUUAUGGCUGUGAGACACUCUUCUUUUGCUGCUACUCCUCUAAUUUGGAAGAAAUCAUGUUCCAACAAAAGAGAAAAUCCUGCACAAAGAGUAGUGUUGGUGUACUCAUGUGCAAGUGAUCAAAAUAUUUCAAUCAAACCUACUGCUCUUCAGAUCAGAUCAACUUCAACCCCAAAACUUAAGAUAUUUGAAGAUGAGUCAACAGGGAUAGUUUGUUAUAGAGAUGAGAAUGGAGAGAUCACUUGUGAAGGAUAUGAUGAAGGCCCUCGUUACUGCCAACAACUCACCAGAUUUUGUUCUAAUUCAAGAGAUGAAGAACUCAUAGAGCUCCUGCAAAGAUGCUGGCUUCAUGUAACUGAUUCUGCUGAGUUCAGUUAG
This is a messenger RNA of Solanum verrucosum, 390 nucleotides long. RefSeq lists its product as uncharacterized. The record is from RefSeq and is a predicted model, not a curated record. Bases 16 to 390 code for a protein of 124 amino acids. The transcript is spliced from 3 exons. NCBI's taxonomy places the organism in Eukaryota, Viridiplantae, Streptophyta, Magnoliopsida, Solanales, Solanaceae.